AUGGUGUCCCGGGGCCAGGCGCACCUGGGCCCCAAGUAUGUGGGCCUCUGGGACUUUAAGGCCCGGACAGACGAGGAGCUGAGCUUCCAGGCAGGAAGUCUCUUCCACGUGGCCAGGAAGGAGGAGGAGUGGUGGUGGGCCACGCUGCUGGACGCUGAGGGCGGGGCCCUGGCAGAAGGCUAUGUGCCUCACAACUACCUGGCCGAGAGGGAGACUGUGGAAUCUGAGCCGUGGUUCUUCGGCUGCAUCUCCCGCUCAGAAGCCGUGCACCGACUGCAGGCAGACGGCUCCGGGCCCGGGGCCUUCCUGAUCAGGGUCAGCGAGAAGCCGGGCGCCGACUAUGUCCUCUCAGUGCGGGACAGGCCGGCCGUGUGGCACUACAGGAUCUGGAGGUGUGCGGGCCGUCUGCACCUCAGCGAAGCCGUGUCCUUCCCCAGCCUGGCCCAGCUCGUGAGCCACCACCGAGCACACGGUCUGUCCAGAGGCCUGCAGCUGACAGUGCCCUGUGGGAAGCACGAGCGGGAGCCCCUGCCCCUCUGUGCCGACUGGGAGCGGCCCCGGGAGGAGUUCACGCUCUGCAGGAAGCUGGGGGCCGGCUACUUCGGGGAGGUCUUCGAGGGGCUCUGGAAAGGCCAGGUCCGCGUGGCUGUGAAGGUGAUUGCCCGAGAUGACCUCCUGCACCAGCACACGUUCCAGGCGGAGAUCCAGGCCAUGAAGAAGCUCCGGCACAAGCACAUCCUGGCGCUGUACGCUGUGGCGUCCGUGGGGGACCCCGUGUACAUCAUCACAGAGCUCAUGGCCAAGGGCAGCCUGCUGGAGCUCCUGCGGGAGUCUGAUGAGAAAGCCCUGCCCGUCUUGGAGCUGGUGGACAUCGCCUCCCAGGUGGCCGAGGGCAUGUGCUACCUGGAGUCUCAGAAUUACAUCCACCGGGACCUGGCUGCCAGGAACAUCCUCGUGGGCGAGAACAACAUUUGCAAAGUGGGGGAUUUUGGGCUGGCCAGGCUCAUCAAGGAGGACAUCUACCUUUCCCACGACCGCAACAUCCCCUACAAGUGGACGGCCCCCGAGGCGCUCUCCCGCGGACACUACUCCAUCAAGUCUGACGUCUGGUCCUUCGGGGUCCUCCUCCACGAGGUUCUCAGCAGGGGCCAGACGCCCUAUCCAGGCAUGUCCAACCACGAGGCCUUCACGAGGGUGGACUCUGGCUACCGCAUGCCCUGCCCCCCUGAGUGCCCGCCCAGUGCCUACAGGCUGAUGCUCGCGUGCUGGCACCGGGACCCUGAGCAGAGGCCCUGCUUCCAAGCCCUGCGGGAGCAGCUCUGCAGCUUCGCUAGCUACGAGAACCCAACCUGA
Messenger RNA from Pipistrellus nathusii (Nathusius's pipistrelle), 1353 nucleotides. Lineage: Eukaryota; Metazoa; Chordata; Mammalia; Chiroptera; Vespertilionidae. The record is from the annotation of a GenBank genome assembly.